Molecule: messenger RNA, 2146 nt
Organism: Capra hircus (goat)
Lineage: Eukaryota; Metazoa; Chordata; Mammalia; Artiodactyla; Bovidae
Gene: SLC36A2
Product: solute carrier family 36 member 2
Exons: 10
Coding region: 90-1538 (482 amino acids)
Biological process (GO): proton transmembrane transport; proline transmembrane transport; L-alanine transport
Cellular component (GO): vacuolar membrane
Molecular function (GO): glycine transmembrane transporter activity; L-proline transmembrane transporter activity; amino acid:proton symporter activity
Source: RefSeq, a predicted model, not a curated record
CCGCAGAGCUGGGGUUUUGCACCUGACUGGACACCUUCCUGCUCAGUGCUCCCCCUCCAUCACUGGGAGCCCUCUCUUUCUGAACAGCCAUGUCCAUGGCAAAGAGUGCCAGGGAUCCCCAGGAAGCUGUUGACCUCAAUCUGGACCUCAGGUCCCCUCCUGAAAGUGCCAAGAAGCUGCCGAACACAGACUCCAGUUUCUUGGAUGGAAGCCCUUCCGAGUCACCCAGCAUGGAGACAACCAAGGGCAUAACAGCAUUCCAGACCUUGGUUCACCUGGUGAAAGGUAACAUAGGCACAGGGGUCCUGGGACUCCCACUGGCUAUGAGGAAUGCAGGCAUCCUGAUGGGCCCACUCGGUUUGCUGGCCAUGGGGCUCAUCUCCUGCCACUGUAUGCACAUCCUGAUCAGGUGUGCCCGGCGCUUCUGCCACAGGUUCAAUAAGCCCUUUAUGGAUUAUGGGGAUACAGUGAUGCAUGGACUAGAAGCCAACCCCAGCGCCUGGCUCCGGAACCACGCACACUGGGGAAGGUAUAUCGUGAGCUUCUUUCUUAUAGUCACCCAGAUGGGCUUCUGCUGCGUGUACAUUGUGUUUCUGGCUGAUAAUUUAAAACAGGUAGUGGAAGCAGUUAAUAGCACAACCAACAACUGCCAUUACGAGACAGUGAUUCUGACGCCCACCAUGGACUCUCGACUCUACAUGCUCACCUUCCUGCCCUUCCUGGUACUGAUAGUUCUCAUCAGGAACCUCAGGGUCCUGACUGUCUUCUCCCUGUUGGCCAACAUCACCAUGCUGAUCAGCUUGAUCAUCAUUGUCCAGUACAUCGUCCAGGAAAUUCCAGACCCCCGCCGGUUGCCACUGGUAGCAAAUUGGAAGACCUACUCUCUCUUCUUUGGAACAGCCAUUUUUUCAUUUGAAAGCAUUGGUGUGGUUCUGCCCUUGGAAAACAAGAUGAAGGAUGCCCGCCGCUUCCCAGUCAUCCUGUCUUUGGGAAUGUCCAUCAUUACUGCCCUCUACGUCAGUGUCGGGACUCUGGGCUACCUGCGGUUUGGAGAUGAUGUCAAGGCCAGCAUAACCCUUAACCUGCCCAACUGCUGGCUGUACCAGUCAGUCAAGAUCCUCUACAUCAUUGGAAUCCUGUGCACCUACGCCCUGCAGUUCUACGUCCCUGCGGAAAUCAUCGUUCCCCUCGCUACCUCCCAUGUGUCGAAGCGCUGGGCACUGCCUCUGGACUUGUUCAUUCGGCUCGCCAUGGUCAGCCUGACAUGCAUCUUGGCUAUCCUCAUCCCCCGCCUGGACCUGGUCCUCUCCUUGGUGGGCUCCCUGAGUGGCAGUGCCCUGGCCCUCAUCAUUCCACCCCUCCUGGAGAUCACCACCUACUACUCAGAGGGCCUGAGCCCCGUCACCAUCGUCAAGGACACCCUGAUCAGCAUCCUGGGCUUCGUGGGCUUUGUGAUGGGGACCUACCAGGCCCUAGAUGAGCUGAUCCAGUCAGGAGACUCUCUCACCUUUUCCAACUCCACUGUUUUCAUUCAGUGAAUAGGGCACUGCUUCUUUCCACCAGCACCUUGAUGUUUAAUGACACAAAUCUCUUUUAUGUACAUUAUCUGUAUUUUGGGGCUUUACCUUUCUCUGGGCUAAGUCACAGUGAAACAAGCACGGACUUACCAAGACAAGGUCUAGGUGGUAAUUUAAAAUUUUUUGUGUGUUUAUUUCUUUUCUUUCCAUCUCUAGCUUUUCCCUACACUUGAGAGCUCUCCCUCUGAAGGCUCUUGAUUCCAUCCAACUUUUUGGCAGUUCACAUGAUGAAUUUACCUUGAGUGGGGCUAUGCAAGAGGAAGCCACCAGGGGGGAUCCAAGAGGCAGCGACUGACGGAAGGAGGGGCAGCCUGCUAAGGCUAUGGUGAUUUGGUAGACGAAGGGUAUCCCCUUUUCCAGUGGACAUAAUCCAUAAACCAGCAAAGUGUGAAUAGCUCCAGCAUCAAAGUGGGUAGGAUCCAGAGGUCCAGUGAGAACUGCAGCUGUCAGACAGAAAGGAGCCAUCAUAUUUAAAUCAAGGGCAAUAAACUUUCUCGACAGCUAGAUAAAGUUUUGGCCCAGUUCAAAGAUCUCAACAAAGCAGUCCUCAUGAAAGUAGAUGUACCAGU